Messenger RNA from Spodoptera littoralis (African cotton leafworm), 8785 nucleotides. The record is from the annotation of a GenBank genome assembly. Lineage: Eukaryota; Metazoa; Arthropoda; Insecta; Lepidoptera; Noctuidae.
CUCAUCCCUUUGCAUCUUUUCUUGGGUGAAGCUACAACAUUGCAAAUAAUUUGCCGUUGAUCUGACCUUGAACAACCCUUCGUCAGCCCUUGUUGUCCUUGUUUCUCCCUAAAUGUUCCAACCAAUCACAGGGUGAGAUUCAAAUGAAAGUACUGAACUUUCAAUGCAAGUACAUCAAAUAAUUCAACCCUUUUCUGCUUUUUGAGAUGAAAUGAUAGGGACCGGGCUAUCUCCCCUUGUCCGCUAUAUUGUUCUACUUAUGAAUACUGCCCAGUCUCCCAGUGGGCGCGAUACUGACCGCCUGCGUACAUGGCCGACGGUGCGCGCGUCCGGCCUGAGGGCCAGAUAGAAAAUCCAAAUAAGAUUGGAUACGUGCAUCUAUUUCCAUCCUCUGCUCACAGAGGCAAGAGUGCUACUAUUCAGGUGCAAAAGGCGAGCCAGGAAAGCCUGGCAUGCCAAGACAGUGUGGCAGGCCAGGUGACACUAAACUACCGAAAGACUAGGUCGUAUUUCUUUGGCCCAAAAGGAAAGAUUAUCACAGAGCCAGAACCGUGGUGCUUUAGACGUCCUAGAACUAAGCCAAAUAUACAAAUUCAUGAAAACAUCGUAAUAGCACCAGCCCGGUUGGUGGAUCAGGAGGCGCCGUCCAGUCAGGAGAGACUGGCUAGCCAAAAUUCCACAAAUGAAAGUAAUUUCAGGCAAGACAACUAUGAACAUUUGAUACAGGGGUGCCGCCAGGCAAAGCAAUAUUUGACGAACCCGGUUACUAUAAAACAAAGCAAUCAGGUUCAUCUUGUUAACCAAGAUCCUGAGGGACAACAUAUUAUUGACCUUACCCAGGAGUUUACUGAACGCUGCGAUUCUUCGAAUCAAGAUAAUGUCAACCAAUAUCACUGGAAGAGCCUGAUACAAAAGCAACUGGUUCGCCAAGAUUCUGCGAGCCACCACAAUAUCUCACAAGACAACCAAGACAAUUGUUUACAAAAAUAUUUGGUUCUUCACGAUUCUACAAGCCAGAAGACCGUCAAGCGAGUUACCCAAGAGACUCUGAUUCAAAAGCAUCUGGUUCGCAAAGCCCCGUCGCAACAAAAUCACAAAGAGCAAGAUAUAAACAAAAAAGUUGGUUACGAUUUUCCGAAUAAAAUAUGUAAACUUAGGCAAGAUAUCCAAGAAAACUUGUCAGAUAACUUUACAAAAGACAUCGAUCAAGAGGAUCUGAUUAAGAAGCACUUAAUUCGCUACGAUUCUGCGAAUAAAGCUAAAGUAGAACAAGAUGACGCACUAGAUCAGUACCAGGUACAGCACGAUUCUACAAAGAAACAAAAUAGUGAACAAGCGGAUUCUGUCAAAAACUACCCAAUUCAUCACAAUUCUUCUGCACAGAAAAAUAACUAUAGAAAAGAGAGCAUAUUAAACAAGAAGCACGAUUUUAUAAAGACAAUUACUGUUGGUCAUGAGCACCCGUUAGACGAGUACUUGAUUCGUCACAAACCUUCGACUAAAGAUAACAUUACCCAGGAAAAAGUAUCAAACAAGCACCUAGUGGAUCACGACUCCGGUGAAAACAUCGACCAAAAGAACUUAUCGAACAAGUACGUGGGGCAGCACGAAUUCGCGAAACACAAUAACUUAGGUCAAAAAGAUCUUUUAGAUAAAUACUUAUUUCAUCAUAAAUCUGCUAAGAAAGCCAAUUUCGAACAAGAGGAAACAUUUGACAAAUUUUUGGUUCAUCACGACUCUGGGGUAAACGAGUUACUGAUAUCACAUGACUGUUUAAGGAAAGACGACAACAUCGAUCAAGGGUAUGUUUUAGAAAAGUACUUAGCCCGCCAAGAUUCCGGCAAAAAAAAACACUCCGGAGAAAAGAGCAUCAUAAACAUUAACGUGGCACAACACGAUUCUAUUGUGAAAGAAAGCAUUAAACAAGAAGACGUACUAGAGCAGUAUUUGAUACAACACGAUUCUGCAAAGAAAAUUGAUGAUGGUCAGGAAGACUUGUUGGACCAGUAUUUGAUUCGUCACAACUCCAUAAAACACAGUAACUCCGGACAAGACAAAAAUACAAAGCCGAGUGUAGUGGUACGAGACGUAGACCACGAUUGUGCAAAGCCAUAUACCAUCGAUCAAGAAGACCCUAUAGAUAAGUAUCUAAUCCGCCACGAUUCUAUAAACGAAGAUACUCACCUCAAUUCAGUAGCUACACCUAACUCAAAUUCUGAUGAAGAUAACGUCGAACAAGAGAACCUGAUUGACAAAUACCUGGUUCGCCAAGACUCGGCAAAGAAAAUUACCGCAGCUCGAUGUUAUUCUGCAAAUAAACCUAGUGUUGGACAAAACAACGAAAAUACUUUAGUUAACAAGUACCUGGCUCGCCACGAUUCGGUCAAUAAAGAUAAAGAACAAGAGAGUGUAUUAAACCAAUACCUGGUUCGUCCCGAACCUCUAAAGAAAAGUAACAUCACACAAGACAACCAAGAAAGCGAUUGCAUGGUUCAUCAAGAUUCAGCUGAUCCCAAUAACGUUGAGCAAAGUAACCAAGGGAGCUUGGCGGGAAACGAUUCUACAAUGCCUCCUCCCGACAAAAAGGAUAAGAAGCAAGCUGUGCUUCAAACUUACUUGAAUCCAACAACCGCUGCUACAGUUAUUGCAGUGAAUGCCACAGAUGAUAAAGGUUUACCUUCCGGGAUGGUAGAGUAUUUUGUGGACGAAGAUGGCAAAUAUUACUACCAGUCGACGGUUGAUGGACAAGCUUUGGUUAUGAACACACCGGCUGUCAACCAGGAUGAGACCGCUGAAACAUCAGAUGCAAUAAUGGCUGACCCUGGAGACACUUUCCAGACUGUCACCUUCGUACCCUCGGAAAACAACGGAGAGGUCAGCUAUGUGCUGGUCGUGCAGGAGGAGAAGGCUGUUGUCAACAUAGAUCUCAAGGUACCAAACCAGACGGAGGAAGAGAAAGGCAACGACGAUGUUUACAACUUCGAGGAAGAGGAAGCAGGUGAAGAGGCCUCGGAAGCAGAGGAUGAGGAGAUGGCAGAGGGUACCAAUAUAACCCCCAAGCACACACAGAAACGGACCAAAACCCUUAGACCACACUUCACUUGCAACUUCUGCUCUUAUACUAGUCACCGACGUUACCUUUUACUCCGCCACAUGAAAUCUCACUCUGAGGACCGUCCUCACAAGUGCAGUGUGUGCGAACGUGGCUUCAAGACGAUCGCCUCUCUGCAGAACCAUGUCAACAUGCACAAUGGCAUCAAGCCUCACGUCUGCAAGUACUGUAACAGCCCCUUCACUACCUCCGGUGAGCUGGUGCGACACGUACGCUAUAAGCACACGCACGAGAAACCGCACAAGUGUUCGGAGUGUGACUACGCGUCCGUUGAGCUGUCGAAGCUACGUCGCCACGUCCGCUGUCAUACUGGCGAGAGGCCGUACCAGUGCCCGCAUUGCACCUACGCGUCUCCAGACACAUUCAAGCUGAAGCGCCAUCUUCGCACGCACACCGGGGAGAAACCGUACAAGUGUGAGCACUGCAACAUGUGCUUCACACAAUCCAACUCACUGAAGGCUCAUCGACUCAUUCACAAUGUAGCUGAGAAGCCGAUGUACUCGUGUGAGCUGUGCCCUGCUAAAUGUGGUCGUAAGACAGACCUUAGGAUUCACAUUCAGAAGCUGCACACUUCCGACAAGCCGCUCAAGUGCCGACGCUGCGGAAAGACCUUUCCUGAUCGAUACUCCUGCAAAGUGCACAAUAAGACCCACGAGGGUGAGAAGUGCUUCAAGUGUGACAUUUGCCCUUACGCUUCCACCACACUGCGUCAUUUGAAGUCUCACAUGUUGAAGCAUACUGAUGAGAAGCCGUUCUUAUGUGACCUCUGCGAUCAAUCGUUCCGGCAAAAGCAGCUGCUCCGUCGUCAUCAGAACCUUUACCACAAUCCUAACUAUGUGGCGAAACCUCCUAAAGAGAAGACACACUCUUGCCACGAGUGCAAGCGUAUGUUCGCACACAAAGGCAAUUUGAUACGCCACCUGGCUGUCCAUGACCCAGAUUCUGGGCACCACGAGCGCGCCCUCGCCCUCAAGAUCGGCAGGCAACGGAAAGUCAAGUUUAUUGAGGAAGAGCCUAUGAGGGAUAUCCGCGUCGUUGAUUCCUCGGACGCGGCGGAGAUGAUGAAGCUGGGCUUGAGUAACAAUGAGUUGAAGCGAGGCGAGCUGGUAACGGUGUCUGAUGGAGACGGCCAGCAGUACGUGGUCCUCGAGGUCAUACAGCUGGAGGACGGCACGGAGCAACAAGUCGCUGUCGUUGCUCCAGACUAUAUAGAUGAGGAUGAACAAGUAGAAGAGGAAGAAGAAGAGGAGGAGGAGGAAGAAUCAACACAGAGGACUUUUACUGUCAAGGACCCUGUGGCUGAACGGAGCAUCAAACUCGAAAAAGAUGUAGACACCUGUUUUGGAUUCGAUGAGGAGGAUGAGGACGCGGAAGAUGAAGAUUAUACUGAUAAAGUAGUUUUGCGUUGUUUAGUUUAGUGUUGUAUCAAUGUGGUACAGGUUACUGGCAUGGCUGACGACGUCUAUAGGACUAAAGUCCAAAAAAUAUUUAUUAUUCUACAGUUUUAUGUUCUUGUAAAUUGGAGGCGUAGUAUAAAUGUAGUGUUAAUUUAUUUCCUAAGACUUGUAUUAUGAUAUUUAUUUGACCAAGUUACUUGUGGAUGACACUAGCUUUGCUCGGGUCCUUCGCGCAUUCAAUACGUUGCCGAGUUUUAGAAGGCGCUGUUUUAUAAUAAAUGUAGCUCGUAAUGUAAAGAAAAUAUUUAAAUAUAACAACCACUUAGGGAAUUAUAAAUAACAUUUUUGUUAUAAAAACAGUUCGUAACUAAAUCAUUUGAUGUAAAAAAGUAGUUAAAAAGUGUAUGUUCGAGUUUCUUAAAAUAUUGAUGCAAAAUUUUACUUGGUUUCUAGUUUUAUUCUAGUAAACCAGACCCGAUGUUGGUAUUCAUUGGUAACAUCUUCCAUCAACAAUACAUUCCUGUAAUGCAUUAUCUACUGGAAUGUUACUCUGACCGGGAAUGCGGAAUACAGACAUCUCCGAGAAACUCUUCAAGGUUCAAAGUCAAUUCAUUGAUUGCACAACUCGCGCCAUAAUAUUUAACUCACUUUCACAUUUUUUUAUAUGUGCCAACGGGAUGUUAGCGAGGACGAGCUAGUGUUAUACAUAACAGUAACGGCGAUGCAAGUAGGAUGCAGUCAGUCCAAUGUAUUAGCUUAACGUGGAAGAUAACGUGUGUCUCUUGAAUGUGUUUAAUGUAAGUGCUUUUACGAUGAUUCUCUUGGUGUUCGCUUUGUGUGAGUUUAUGCUUCGCGACACAGUGAUCAAGGCUGUGCGAAUGAAUGAUUUUACAUUUUUAUUAAGUAGAUGUUUGUAGAAGUUAAUUGGAUCGUGUCUCGUCAUCCAAUAGGCGAGCCACAUAGUCUUAGCUUUAUCUCGUAUUUUUAUUGAUGUACUAGCCUCCUUCGUACCGUCUAGUGUCAGAGAGACCUCACACGUCACUUAAGUUUUAGAUUAUGUCGUUCUUAUUGGUCAGCCCAGACGCCAUGCUGGUAGACUGUCUUAAGCGUCGAUUGUUCCAAAUACUACAAUCGAUAUUAUGAUAGAAUUUGAGGUCUAACGAAAGUACGUAACUAUAUUAUGUCUGAUUUAUUUUAUAAUUAGUGCUCACUGUGUGAAACUGAAGAAUUGCGCGGUACUGUGCCCGUGUUUUGCUUUAUGUGUGUCAUUGUUAGUUUGGUUGCCGUACAACAAUACAGGAUGUUGUUGCUUCGCUGCCUGCCUCGUACUUACCCGCAAUCCUACCGUAUAGUUACGCACUUUCGUGGCCUCGUAUAUGUACAGUUGGAAGUUAUUUAAAAAAAAAAAACGUGAACAUACAUUCCGUACGAAUACGGAAGUAAAAAUUUAUAGUGAGACACGAGAAGCUAACGAUAUAAAAGAGAUAUAUAUGAAAUAAAUAUUUUUUGUACUGAUGCAUGUGGUUGGGCGUAGAGUUAUAUGUACGUUGACAACGAUCGGCAGCGAUCUGAUAGGUGUUGCACUGGAAGCGGCGACGGGGUCAGUGGACGCAGUGAACGCUACUUACUAUGGCAUUGCGUGCGCGCGUUACUGCGCUUGCACUGUGAUGCAGGGAGGCGCUAGCUUCUCGUGUCUCUGCUAUCGUUAUGAACAGUGACUGGUUGAGCGCGGUGCGGCGUCGCGUUGUCUGAGCUCCGUCACCUCAGUAUUAGUGCUCGCAACUGUCCUCAGUGCGCUCAAACACUCAACUUGUGCUCAUAAUUAUGGAAGAAACACUUUUAAGUAGUUUAUUAAUUGUGUCGGUAAAGUAAUCUAAAGUAAUCUUGUGUUUAAAAUAUUUAAUUAACUCUUUAGGAAUUAAAUUGUCACUAGUUUACACUUUUACUCGAAGGCCAAAUAAUGAAUUCAAAGGCGUUUUCUUUAUAAUUUAUGACCUAAAUGAUGUUGACCUUAUGUUAUUAGUUUAUACUUAAUUAUAGAUUUAGGUAUUAUAAGAUAACAGCAUGGAUACCGUGGAGUAUGAUGGUAGUUGUACCAGCACUUGAUGUUCCGUGGGUGCGGGCGGACAGUUCGCCCCACACUACCACCUACCUUCCUACUCCGACCGACUUUGAACAACUUUGUAUAUUAAUUUUGGCUUUAGAUAAGUUUAUUUUCCUUAUUUUCACUUACCACAUGUGUUGUAACAUAAUUUCCUUUUGGUUCCAUCACGCUUCCUAAAGCCCAAAAAGAUCGCUGUAUAGUUGUUCAAUUUAUUGUAAAAAAAAAUAUUUGGAUAAAUGACAAAUCGCAACUUAUUUCUUGUUUUAUUUUUUACUUGAACUUAUUUCAUCAUCAACAAUUAAUUUGGACUGAUCUAUAUGUUGAAUGCAUCGUUUGAAGUCGGCGCAAUGUUAUCAUUCGUACCAUUAGUCAUGUAUGCGGCAGAGCACUGGUACCUCAAUUCUACCUAAAAAAUAAAUCUUACACAAACGUGAAACUUAAACAAUUUUUUUACCUUGGCUAUCAUCAAAUUCGUUUAAAAUAUUUGACAAAAUAGUUCACUAACAGCUGGAAAGAAAAUCGUAUAUUUUCUUGAAAGUACAAACAUGUUACCUGGUCUACCUGAUGCAAAAUGGAGGCACCUACAACUUCAAACAUACACAACAUACAAAUACAUUCAUCCCCACAAACUUGAUAAGCUUGCACUUGCGAGUGAGCCUAAACUCGUUACCAUCCUCAUGUCGGUUUUCUCAGCCUAAGUACAGCAGUACAUCCCCUGCGGCUGGCAGAAAACUACAUCAGGAUAAACAACAUAAUUCUGUCGACAACCGUUUGGCGAGAACGGUCUGACGGACCGAUUUCCGGACUAAAGCAGUUGAGGUUCUAUGCUAGUUUCUUGUUGUUUGCUAGUUUAUUUCCAUGUCACUAACACAAUUAGGUCUUCUAGAGGAACGGACGAAAUGCGAGACGGGGUGGUAAAGGUCGAUUGUCUCCGGUUCCUCGGUCGACACUGGUCGACUCGCCAAUAUUGAAGGUGAGUAGAGUAACUAAGGUACAUCGUAAGGGAUAAAGGAUACCACGUAAAUGAUAACAGGUCUUAUUUGACACUUCCUCAUAGUUCAUAACAUUACGCCUUCCAUCCGCGAAGUGGUAGGCAGAGGUGCGCAUUACGGCACUUAACGCCACUGUACAAUGUAACACCCACUUUUCACUAUUUAUGUUAUGAGUCCCAUGUAAUAGGGGGUGAGCCUAUUAUUGCCAUUUACCGGGCACAUUGUUCAUGUUAGCUACUGCUACUGCUACUGCUGACCAGAGGUCUCUUCUCGCACAGGGAAGAUUAGAGCAUUUAUUCCACCAGGCUUGCUCAAUGCGGGUUAAAGAUUUCAAACUUAUUAUUAGAAAUUAUAAGUUAAGGUUUCCUCACGAUGUUUUCCUUCACCGUUUGUGUCUAAAUAUUCUUAGAAAUGACAUCGGAAAGUCACAUUGGUACUUGACUCCUCUGUUCUGAGUCAUUAAUGGUUUACAUCGCGAGCAUUUAGCAAUAUAUAGGCACACCAUAACUCCGAAACCACAGACAUUUGACCUUAGUCGUUAUACUAAGUUUUAUUCUGCAUAGGAAUAUUUAUCCAUCGAAGGGUAUCUUAUUCCUAUUGAGAGGUGGGCCCAGUAUCACCCAUUGUUCCUUGAUUGGGGGAAGGUAGGGUACAAGGUUCGUACCUUGACCGUUGUCCACAUCAGUAGCGUAAAGCUGAUUGGUACGUUCGGGAUUACCCCCAUCUUCCCCUGUUCAUAUUUUGAGAAACACAAGUUUAUUCGGAGACCUUGUGUUAUAAUACUUAUUUUAAAUUUUCAGGUAGAACCUUCAAAAUGUAAAAAGACUUAUAUAGCACGGAAACGCUCUGCGGCUCAAGCUUCGUAGACAGCCUUCCUGAUACAGUACAUGGGGAGUUGGGGUGAUUGUUUGCAAACAGAUUACACAUUAUUACAUGCUUGAUUGAUUCACCAUAAAAACAUUGGUAGGAAGUUGAAUUUACUUACCUCCAGUUGAAUGUUGUAGUAGGACGAUCUUGUUGCAGUUCCAGUAAUUAUCUAAUAACUAAUAUCCUGAAAUACAACUACUCUCAGUCAGUUUUAAAAUAACUAUUAGAAACCUAAACCUGUAAGAAACUUUAUUGUGGGAAUCCUUAAAUUCUAACCAACAUGCCAUCAUCAUUGUGAUCACCAGACUUCAUC